This is a messenger RNA of Euleptes europaea (tarantolino), 653 nucleotides long. RefSeq names its product MAF bZIP transcription factor F (gene MAFF). The record is from RefSeq and is a predicted model, not a curated record. The transcript is spliced from 2 exons. The coding region runs from base 32 to 481 and encodes 149 amino acids. Gene Ontology annotation, biological process: regulation of transcription by RNA polymerase II; regulation of epidermal cell differentiation. Gene Ontology annotation, molecular function: RNA polymerase II cis-regulatory region sequence-specific DNA binding; DNA-binding transcription factor activity, RNA polymerase II-specific. Gene Ontology annotation, cellular component: nucleus. NCBI's taxonomy places the organism in Eukaryota, Metazoa, Chordata, Lepidosauria, Squamata, Sphaerodactylidae.
CUUCCUGGGGAAGAGCGGAUUGCAAGGGGAAAUGUCAGCUGACAGCUUGUCAAGCAAAGCACUAAAGAUCAAGCGGGAGAUGGGUGAGAACACGCCACACCUGUCAGACGAAGAGUUAAUGGGGUUGUCGGUGCGGGAACUCAACCACCAUCUGCGAGGCCUCUCCAAGGAGGAGGUGGCCCGGCUGAAACAACGUCGGCGCACCCUGAAGAACCGUGGCUAUGCAGCCAGCUGCCGGGUCAAGCGUGUUUGCCAGAAGGAAGAACUGCAGAAGCAGAAGACCGAGUUGGAAAGGGAGGUGGAUAAGCUGGCUCGUGAGAAUGCCGCCAUGCGCCUUGAGCUCGACGCCCUGCGCAGCAAGUAUGAGGCGCUCCAAGGCUUUGCCCGCACGGUCACCGCUCACGGUACUACUGCCAAGGUGGCCACAGCCAGUGUCAUCACCAUCGUCAAAUCUGGCGCCAACCAGGCAUCGUACUCCUAGUGCCUACAAGCAGAGUUGUGAACUGAGUCCUGUUGCCAUUCCUCUGCCCAGCUCUCACCUAGAACGGCUGUAGCUGCACCGGCCCCUUCUCCUCCUCCUCCUUUUCUUCCGCCAUCUUAAGGAGACAGAACAGACUUGAAGACAAAAUGGCUGAACGCUUGAACUUCCUCCU